AUGUACGACUACCUCGCCAAGGUCGUGCUCCUGGGCCCCUCCGGCGCCGGCAAAUCGUGCCUCCUACACCGGUUCAUCAACCAAGAAUGGCGCGUCCUCUCCUCGCAGACCAUCGGCGUGGAAUUCUCCUCCAAGAUCGUCAAGGUGGGAGGCGGUUCGGCCAGCGGCCAGCGCGCCAAGAGAAUCAAGCUACAACUCUGGGACACCGCGGGGACGGAGCGCUUCCGCAGCGUCAGCAGGAGCUACUACCGCGGCGCCGCGGGCGCGGUGCUUGUCUACGACGUGGCCAGCCUGGCGAGCUUCCACGCGCUGCCUACUUUCUUGAGCGACGCGCGCGCGCUGGCCAGUCCACACCUGACCGUCGUGCUGGCGGGGAACAAGGCCGAUUUGGCGGACGCGGAAGCGGCGGCGUCAUCCCAACCUGCGAGCCGAACGCAGGGGGUUCACAUGAACGGCAGUGCGCACGCGCAGAGGACACAGCGAGACCGAGACCGAGAACGAGACCAAUACCGUGACGAUGAAGCCUCAACACCCGCGGCGUCGAGCGCCUCGAGUCGAAGGUCCUAUUUCCCUUAUGAUUCAGGAGGAGGAGGCGGGGGUAGCGAAUCUCUCAAAUCAACGACCUCGACCGCUACGCCCGCGCCCACCGCAACCACGCGAUCACGGGGCGAUAGCGUCAAUGUGCUGGCUUCCCAGAAAUGGACCGCCACGCUAUCCCCUGAUGGGCGCGAGGUCACGUCACAUGCCGCGUCCGUGUGGGCCAGUAAAGCGCUCAUACCUUACACGGCGGAAGUGUCUGCGCUGACGGGCGAGAACGUCGACACCCUGUUCUACCGACUCGCGGCCAUGAUCCUCACGAAGAUUGAGCUCGGGGAGAUCGACCCCGACGAUCCGAGCAGUGGGAUUCAGUACGGCGAUGGCGGCGAUGUGGAGAGCAUAACGACCGAUGGGGGAACCGUCAGGCGGAGAAAGGGCGGGACGGUAAGGAGAGGGGUGUUGCCCAACUUGGGGGAGUGGGAGGAUGUUUUCCGCCGGCCUGCGUCGAGAGGUGGGCGAUGUUGUUGA
This is a messenger RNA of Cladophialophora yegresii CBS 114405, 1065 nucleotides long. RefSeq lists its product as uncharacterized. Gene Ontology annotation, cellular component: endosome. The transcript has a single exon. Gene Ontology annotation, molecular function: GTP binding; GTPase activity. Gene Ontology annotation, biological process: regulation of endocytosis. NCBI's taxonomy places the organism in Eukaryota, Fungi, Ascomycota, Eurotiomycetes, Chaetothyriales, Herpotrichiellaceae. Bases 1 to 1065 code for a protein of 354 amino acids. The record is from RefSeq and is a predicted model, not a curated record.